AUGGUUGAGUUUGCACCUUUGUUUGUGCCACUGGAACACAGGCUGCAGACCUUAGCAGUCCUGAAGUGGAUCUUCAGUUCCUUGGCCCUGUAUUUUGUCUGCUACGUGGUCUUCAUAGGCCUCCUGUUCACAAGAUUCUGGAUGAUCAGUAUCCUAUAUGCAAUCUGGUGGUACCUGGAUCGAGACACACCAUGGCAAGGGGGCAGGCAGAGUGCUUUCAUAAAGCACUUGACCUUAUGGAAAUACCUGAAGGACUAUUUCCCCAUCUCGCUGGUCAAGACCGCAGAGCUGGACCCCUCCUGGAACUACCUCGCUGGCUUCCACCCUCAUGGAAAUGGGGUGAUUGGAGCUUUUACCAACUUGUGCACGGAGAGCAUGGGCUUCUCCUCAGUUUUCCCAGGCAUCUGCUCGCAUUUGAUGAUGCUGAACAUGUGGCUCUGGUUCCUUUUCUUCAGGGAUUAUGCCAUGUCAGUGGGGCUGGUCUUAUCAGACAAGGAGAGUGCUACUCACAUUCUGAGGAGGAAAGGAAGUGGCAACCUGCUAUCCAUCGUUGUUGGGGGCGUCAAGGAAGUACUGAAUGCCAGGCCUGGAGCCUACAAGCUGGUGCUGUGGAACCACAAGGGCUUCAUCAGGCUCGCCCUGAUACAUGGAUAUCGGGAAGAGGGUUCAGAGGCAGCUCUGGUGCCUAUCUUCUCCUUUGGGGAGAAUGACAUAUAUGACCAGGUUGAGAACUCCCCUGGCUCCUGGCUGCACUGGUUCCAGGACCGACUUCUAAAGACCACAAGAUUCUCCAUCCCGCUCUUCUACGGCCAUGGAGUCUUCCAGUACAGCUUUGGUCUUAUGCCCUACCGCCGGCCCAUCACCACCGCGGUGGGGAAGCCCAUCGAAGUGCAGAAGACAUCACAUCCCUCCCAGGAGGAGAUGGACAGCCUGCACCAGUGCUACAUCAGGGAGCUGAGCAACCUCUUCAAAGCCCACAAGCUCAAGUACAGCGUCCCAAAAGACCAACACUUGAAGUUCUACUGA
This is a messenger RNA of Cervus elaphus (red deer), 1026 nucleotides long. RefSeq names its product 2-acylglycerol O-acyltransferase 2-like. Gene Ontology annotation, cellular component: endoplasmic reticulum membrane. The record is from RefSeq and is a predicted model, not a curated record. Gene Ontology annotation, molecular function: diacylglycerol O-acyltransferase activity; 2-acylglycerol O-acyltransferase activity. NCBI's taxonomy places the organism in Eukaryota, Metazoa, Chordata, Mammalia, Artiodactyla, Cervidae. The coding region runs from base 1 to 1026 and encodes 341 amino acids. The transcript has 6 exons. Gene Ontology annotation, biological process: triglyceride biosynthetic process; diacylglycerol biosynthetic process.